This is a messenger RNA of Rotaria sp. Silwood1, 1019 nucleotides long. The record is from the annotation of a GenBank genome assembly. Lineage: Eukaryota; Metazoa; Rotifera; Eurotatoria; Philodinida; Philodinidae.
AUGAUUCAACAUCGAUUACAAAUAAUCAAUAUUCCUACUAGUGAUUCAACAACAAUAAAUAAAAAUCAAUUAACUGAAUCAAAACUUCCCGAUUAUCCAAAAGCAAAUUUUAAUUCAAAUGAAUCAUCAAUGAAUAUAAUAGAAAAAUUAGAACGAGCAUUAUCGAAUAUAGCACCAUUUUUACGUGAUAUAUUUAUAGAAUUUUCACAUAUACUUACAAAAACAUUAGUUGGUUCAUAUGGACAAGAAUUAUUACCUAAUGGUUUACAUGCACUUAAACAAACAGCAUCAGUUGUUGAACUUGUUAUGCUUUUAUGUUCACAAGAAUGGCAAAAUUCUCUUCAAAAACAUGCUGGUUUAGCUUUUAUUGAAUUAGUUAAUGAAGGACGUUUAUUAUCUCAUGCAAGUAAAGAUCAUGUUGUUAAAGUAGCUAAUGAAGCUGAUUUUAUACUUAAUUGUAUGCGUGCUGAUGAUAUACGUAAAGCAAGUGAAUUUGAACAAUUAUCAGCACAAACAACUGUUGAGCGUAAAUCAGAAGAACAAUUAUGUGAACAUUUUAUAACAGCAGCAAGACAACGACAUCAAGUUAUAGCAUUACGUUUACAAGAAAAAUUUUUAAUGAUGAUGAUUAAUGAAAAAACAGUUUAUUUAAAUAGUUCAAGAUUAUUUUGGAAAUUAGAUCCAUGGGAAGGUGAUUUAAGACGACGACGACGUUUAAUACGUAAUCCAAAUGGUUCUAUACAUAAUGAAGCAACACAAAAAUCAUCAUUUAAUGGUAUUAAUGAUGAUUUAAUAAUAUCUUUUAUACAAGAAGAAAAUUUAUUAAAACAAUUAAAACAACAAAAAAUACAAAAUUUUAAUCAAAUAAUAACAGAUGAUGAUGAAAUAUUACAAGUUGAUGAAAAAGAUCUUGAUCAAGAUUUUUCAGGACCAAUACGUUUUUCAACAGAAUGUUCAUUAAUUUGUGGUAUUAAUAUAAUACGUGGUACUUUAGCUAUGACACAUAAUGCUAUGUUAUU